Messenger RNA from Myxocyprinus asiaticus (Chinese sucker), 2530 nucleotides. Its product is annotated as ankyrin repeat family A protein 2-like. The coding region runs from base 335 to 1240 and encodes 301 amino acids. Lineage: Eukaryota; Metazoa; Chordata; Actinopteri; Cypriniformes; Catostomidae. Gene Ontology annotation, cellular component: cytoplasm; nucleus. Gene Ontology annotation, molecular function: protein binding. The record is from RefSeq and is a predicted model, not a curated record. The transcript has 9 exons.
AAGGCAGUUUCAUUUAACCGAGGCUUGUUUAAAGGAGGACGCUCGUUAUACUGCAGCCUUCUAAGGACGCGUCCUACCUAGCACACAGCCUUCGAAACGAGACGCAUUGACAUGUAGAUGAACACGCUUGAGUCCACCCUCUUGGGCACGUGAGCGUUUGAAUAAGCUUUAUUUGCAAUCACCACUAGAACAACCGUCAUUUCAAAACACAAGAUAUUAUUAAAACCGGCUUUAUUUCGCAUGGGAGCUAAUCAAAAGGGGUUGGCUCAGUUUGAGGAACAAGCUCAACAGUUAUUCAUAGCUUCUGUGGCAAACCACUGAUUCUGAGCAACCGAUGGCAUCGGAGGAGAUGGAAGGCUUGUGCCCUUUGCCAGAGGUAACGGGCAUCAAGAUGGAGCCACCAGUCAGCGUGGGCUCAGCAGAGGAUGCCAAUUCACAGAACACCAUGGGCAUAAAGUUUAUUUUACCUAAUCGCUUUGACAUGAAUGUGUGCUCGCGCUUUGUGAAGUCAUUAAACGAAGAAGACAGUAAAAACAUCCAGGAUCAGGUGAACUCUGAUUUGGAGGUAGCCUCUGUGUUAUUUAAAGCAGAGUGCAAUAUCCAGACAUCUUCCUCACCUGGUAUUCAGGUAAGGCAUGUGUACACACCAUCGACCACCAAACAUUUCUCUCCAAUAAAACAGUCCACCACACUCACCAACAAACACCGUGGCAAUGAGGUCUCAUCCACACCGUUGCUUGUUCACUCACUGUCUAUUCACCAGUUGGCAGCACAAGGAGAGAUGGUGUUCUUAGCAAGUCGAAUAGAACAAGAGUCAGUGAUAAACCUGCAGGAUGAAGAGGGAUUCACCCCAUUGAUGUGGGCUGCAGCUCAUGGCCAGAUUGCCGUGGUGGAGUUCCUGUUACAGAGUGGUGCAGAUCCUCAUCUUUUGGCCAAGGGGAGAGAGAGUGCUUUGUCACUGGCCUGCAGUAAAGGGUACACGGAUAUUGUUAGAAUGCUUAUCGACUGUGGAGUUGACGUCAAUGAAUAUGACUGGAAUGGUGGAGCUCCAUUACUCUAUGCAGUACAUGGCAAUCAUAUUCGCUGUGUGGAAAUCCUCUUAGAGAGUGGAGCUGACCCAACCAUGGAAUCUGAUUCUGGUUUCAAUGCUAUGGACAUGGCUGUGGCAAUGGGCCAUAGAAAUGUCCAACAGGUCUUGGAGGCUCAUCUCCUGAAGCUUCUACAAGGUAUCAAAGAAUAACCAUGGCACUAAAGUAACUGUGAGAAAGAGGAAAUACAAGGAGACUCGGGGAGAACAUUCUUUGAAUGUUUAAUAUCAGUGAACUGAUAUAGUGGACAGUUUUGUUUUGCACGUUUGUGAAACAUUUUAUAUUUAUUUAGUAGUAAUUUUUUGAGUGUCCUUGAAUAUUUUGAAUUUAUUUCAAGGAUGCAAAGGCACAGAUCAACAAACACAAAGUGCUGACAUCUGAUUUUGAGUGUUGCUAAUCAGCUGAUAUACAGUAUGUAGAGGUUUGUUUUUUGGUCAGUUAUGUGUGUUUUGGAUUCGUCACAUAGAUCUUCACCUAGUUACAUUAUUUACUUGAAAAGAUAUUUAACGGAAUUAAGAAUGGCUCAUAAAAAAGCCUCUGUCAAGAACCUAAUUUUGGGCACUCUUUGAAUUAAGCAGGUGGAAAAAUGACAGAAAAGGACAUGGACAGAAUCUGGUCAUAUAAUUUCAGAUCGAUCCAAGUACUAAUUCAGCUGUUGUCAAGAUGACACUUGUCAUUCAUGUUUGCAAAAAAAAAAAAAAAAAAAAAAAGUUUACACACUAGAUUGCCCUCAUUCAAUGCAAGUUUGGUGCUACAAAACUGUAAAUAAAUAUAUAUUUUUCACUUUUAUUUAAACUGAAGGACAUGUCUGAAUUAUGUCUUAAAAAUAAGACAACUUCAGGACAUUUUUAAAACAACAGAAACUUAUAACCACAAGUCAUGUCUACCUGUCCAAAAAUAAACACAGUCCUUUUAUCUAAAUGUGCUUUAUACUUCAGCAAGUAAUUCAUUGUAUUUCUAAAGUCUUUUUUAACUCUUUGGACCUGCCAGACAAUUAAGAGUUGUCUUAAAUGUAGGUUAAAUAAUGUUUCAGGUAAACAGCAUGGUGUGUACCGGGCCUCAAUAAAAAAAGACAAAAAAAAAAUGUGUAUUUAAUAAGCUUUUGUCAAUAGCAAAUGUUUAUUUCCAGAUGUUGAUUCAGAUAGGCUGCAAACAAGUGAGCCUCAGUAACAGGGAAGGUGGAGGUAAAAAUGCCUCUUGGACCGCACAAGCAAACAAACACACUGUGCAUGAAGCCAUGUGGUACAAACAAUCUCAUACUCUCAGCAUGGACACAAAUGGGUCACAUCAGUGCACAAGAUAUAGGAGAUUUGGGGAUGCAAAAAAAAAAAAAAAAAGUCCCACAUGUCUCCGCUGAGACCGGAGAUUUCAAACACCUUUCCCAUCAAGUUAAUUUGCCUCGUUCUUUGAAGCCUCAUCGAAAUUCUCAACAAGAUCUGCAA